CGCACACUUCGAAUUUCAGUAUCCGCUAAUUGUCAAAUGCUCAUUGCGACACAUCCCUGUAACAGACUGCACAGGUCCCAAUGGACUCUUCCGAUUAUCCUGGGUAUGGUCGUUCAUGGCCAACCUUUCCACAAAGCUACAGCCUCUUGCCUGCACCUCUCCCGCAAGGCUACGGACCUGACAUCGCGAGCUCAGGACCGUACAGCUAUCCACAGUCUUACUACCAGCGCCCUGUGCCUUCUCAAACAAUUCAAUCUUCCCCCGGAAAAGGAAUCUCCGCUAAUGCGCCGGCUGUCGGUUCAUUUGAACCCGGAACCCUUGGUGGCGAAUCUCAAUACCACCAAAAGCCUCAAGAUCCAAAAGCUGACGAGCUAAGUUCGGCACGGGGUUUGCAACACUUCGUUAAUAUAAACGCCUCCAGGACAAGGCUUCAAGAUGGAGAACAAGAGCUGGAGUCUGCAUUUUCGAGUUCGAGGUGGUUUUCAGAGCGCCGUCUCAAAAAACCUCAUCGGACUAUGACGGUAGAUAAGGAAAGAGGCCGCCGAACUCCACAUAUGCAGAUAUUGCAGACUCGGCUUAUAUCGACGUUAGAAGAGGAUGGACAUGAGGCCGUGACAUUGACUGUCAACGAUGAGCCGAUGGGAAAGGGGCAGACUAUGUACGACUGUAAUAUGAGAUGGAUGCAUAUCCGCACCGACAAUAUCGAAGAAAGAGCAGACGCUAUUACUCUAACUAACUUUGAAACUGCUGCCAUGCAAGCACCUGGGCUUGACGACAGCGACCGCACUCUAAUUCUUCACCUUUUCAGAAAUAUUCGGAGUAAAAGCGAGAAGACAUUUAUCCAUGGACGCUAUCUUGAUCCUCUUGUGACCCAGUGGCACGCUAAGUAUGGGGAUGACAACAACAAAAUUACCCAGAGUGGACCGAAGUCAAAAAGUGCUACAUUUUUCGCUAUCCCAUACUUUUCAUUAGAAAAGUUCCACUCUCACGAGGCCGAAGAAACCUCGGAACUACACCCCGUGAGAUCUCUCCUUCAGACUCAUUAUGAACUGGAGCCUACCCAGAGCAGAGAUAGGCAUCAAAUCCUUCGCAGACUCGGAGUUGUGGAGAAUGGAAUACAUGUGCCGCAAUUAUGGUGCCCGCUAGUGAACAAAGAUCAUAUUAUAACCUGUGCCUCUGCUGAUAUAAGCGACUUAUUUGCGGAUAUCAUCAAGACAGAACAGCUUUCAAAGAUGAAGAAAAAUUUGAGAGGAUCAACAGUCGUGAGAUUCUCGGAUCCAAGCGGGCAAAUUCAUUUCCUGCCUUGCGACAAAUGUCAGACCUGGUUUGAACUUCUCGACAGGAUUGGGAAACAGUACCAACCAAUAAGCCAUCUCAUGGCAGGUGAUAGUCACCCUGGAUGGCAGCUUCUAUUUGAGGACGGACAGCUAGCCACCGGUGAUAACUGGGCCAAAAGAUUGGCUGACAACAAUUCUAUAUCUAUGAAUCUAGAACUGCGGUGGCAGUCCCAGGACUUCAUAUCACAACCUCCUGGUCCUGGUUUCGUCCAAGGUCCGCAAUCGGCGAAUCAAAAUGCUCUUUCUCCCUUUGCAAUAUCAUACCCUGGAUACGGGACAUCUAGCUACAGUGGAGCGGCGCCUCCCCCUUCUCCAUACCAUCUUCCCCCAUCUUCAUAUACCCCCCAACCAAUUAUUCCAGGCCCUUAUUCAUUACCGGGUCCUCAUCCUUACCUUAUUCCUUCUGAUCCUGCUGCGCCACCAUCAGCUGUAUCAGAUGCACCACCCACAAAGCGCCUAACUCUUGAGAUCAAGGAAACCGAACUGAGGGAAUUGGUAGAUAAAAUGGCGAAAUUGAGGGAUGAGUUAUUGAACGGGAAGCCUUCGGAACAACUGUUACAACAAGCAGAAAAACUCGUCAGUCUCGAAGCAGAACUACAUGUCCAGCGAAGAGCCGAUGAAGAAAGAGCCACAAUCGCCGCACAUCGAGCAGAUAUGGAAAAAGAAGCCCGGAAAAGAGAACAAGUCGCAAAGGAGGCGGAACUUCGGCACCGGGCGUUGAAAGAACUCAACCCUAUCGAAUUUACAGAUUGCUUUGACAGAUACUUCAAAUUACCCUAUAGACACUGUAUGAAUUGGCCGGACAUAAGAACAUUGAUACAUGAUGCCUUCAAGCAUGUCCAUGCUUUAGCGGACCAUGUAUCACAUGAUCGCUAUGAUCUUGUGGUUGACGGCUAUAUUAUUCUGCCAUCGUGUUGGCCCUAUCUUGUUGAGCCUGGAUGGAGUGUGAAAAUGUCGAUGUGGCCAAUACCAGCCCACCAAAGAACGCCCAUCCCAUCGCAGCCACCAGAGUGGCACAACCCUGAGUCCAUAUCAAGUCGCUUGGCUCCGUCUACAUCAAGUUGGGAGACUGGCUCUAUCUCAGGGACCGACGACAACAUGGAGCCAGCAAUGAAGUUGAAUCCCUUUUCAGCAAGAUUCCGAGAUAGAAGAGUGAGAAGUUGGGGUUCGCGGAGGACAAGACGUUAUUCAAACAAUACGCUGGGGCGCAGGGUGAGAUUUCGACCCAGAAGGGAUCACAGUGCAACUUCUAGAUCGACUUCCAGAUCGAAUUUGAUUCGACCAUCAUCCCGAGGACAGUCCCGUGAAGAUUGGGAUGGCUUCGAGACUGAAAGCAGUCGUUCAAGCGGAGGAGAUGAUGCUAGUGAAAGUGGCUAUUCAGUAGAAGAAAUACCCGAUCAUUUGGACGGGACCCCUUCAACAAUCAAGAGAAGAAACUUAAUUGUGGAGGAUGUUACAGAUUCGAGUCUCGAGAUAGUCGCGACUCGUUCAGGUGCGGUCAUACCCGCAGGAGGCGCGCAGCAAAGGAGGCCAGUCGUGGCUCCUAUCAGCUUUGUCUCCCAGGAGGGACUUGACCGUAAUAAUUCAGGAGCCGCAGGAGGCCGCGCUAUUGAAGCCGCCCCCGAGUUUGUAUACGUCCACGGUGCCAUUGUUCAAGAAUAUUCCACAUGGUCGGAGAGCCAGGCAAUGGAAGCUACCCAUGCAGCAGGGAACCAAGAUGUGCGGUUUGGGACAAUACCCAGCAGUGCUUCCACCGGCCACUGGUAUGUGAACCUCCAGUUUGUUGGAAAUCUUUCGGCGAGUUUAGAAUUGGUCUCCACAAAUAACUUCUGGUGGGAAAGGUAUAAGUACUUUCUUGACUCUUCAGCUUUUAACACGGGAUCCCAAACCCCUGGAGAGCAACAAGUGGAUUUUUCAGAAGUCCAUCCGACCCAGUAUUCUGUGGACGACCCAGCAUUUUUGGAAGGAGGUUCCGUAGACAUCCCCCUCGAUGCUCCAGACACCUCCAGUAACCAGGGCACCGAGGCACACGGGGACUUGGAACAUUCUCAAUCACCGAUCUUAGAAGUUGGUGAAAAGACGGUCGCGGAUUCAGAGUCGUCUCCGCCCACGUUAAGGCUUAGAGGAGGAGGAUUGCCUGAAAAGGUGUUACAACCAAAAGUUGCCUACAUGGACGACGUCGAUGAAGAUUCAGGCAAAGUCAUUCGGAAAUCGAGGAGAUCAGCUUCAGUAAAAUCUGUCAAAGGCAAGAGCGUAGCUACGCAAGAAGACUUCGAUUCUUCUAGGUCAAACAGCUUCACCGAUGAAGAAGAUUUCCAGCGGAGUACAAUCACUAUUGACACUCAUCAAUCUAUGUCAACCAGUAGCGGUUCGGACAAUGGUGAUUGGGAAGGAGUUUAUUCAGACCAUUCAUUGGCUCCAUAGGACAGUGUGUCGAUAAUGGCAAAGGAUCGAAGUAGCGUGCGAGACACGGAGGACUUAUAUGAAGCCGGUCCGUCCAAUACUGCCCCGAGCUCUUUCCAGCAUGUACGGCCAGUUAAAAGUGCUUUGUCCUCCUCAACGCGAAAGGAGAAGAAGAACAAGGAGAAGCGCGCCCAUUUCGAAGGCGACUCCCCCGGAAUAACGAGCAGAGUUGCCCAUGGCUCUGACUCAGAUGAAACUGG
Molecule: messenger RNA, 4000 nt
Organism: Hyaloscypha bicolor E
Lineage: Eukaryota; Fungi; Ascomycota; Leotiomycetes; Helotiales; Hyaloscyphaceae
Exons: 6
Coding region: 81-3761 (1226 amino acids)
Source: RefSeq, a predicted model, not a curated record